AGGUAAGCAACGCGCAACGCUCGUACCCGGCAGUCGGACUACAACACCAGAACGAUUCGGCCGCGAGCAUGGACGGAUAGUAGGCACGGACGCGAAAACGUUUUAGACCUUUUCUUUUUUCUCAAAAAUAAAAUCAAGCCGAACCGACCGUGGCUGACUCUCGCGUGCGCACACUCACACACAUCCACCUACACAUCUCAUACCGGUAAAAAUCGUUGCAUUUUUGCCCAGUUACUGCAAUUGUUUGUUCAAAAACAACUGACAUCUCGCUCUAACUCUACUACCGCGUGUAGUAUAAUAUACAUUUCCACGAAUCCAAGUGACAAAUGUAUAACGACGCGCAGCCAGACCGUGUGCGAACGCGUGUGAUCUCGUAGCCGUUUUCCAACAAGCCCGAUCGACGACGACGUCAUCGUCGAGAACGUGGUGCUUCAGCUGUGGAUUACAAUAUUUGUUCAUCGCUGCGGCGCCCAGGACCCGAUCCGGCCCGACCGGCGAAGAGCGACCGAGCCGCCAUUCGCGAGAGCCGGCGCACAAAACGAAACAAAAGAAUCGAGCCAAAUUUCUAUUUAUUGCUGUGGUGAUUGCGUUCGUUUUGCGCCCUCGAUGGGAAAACGAGCCACGACCAGUCUGCGGAUUAUCCAAUUGGAGGAGGAGGAAUCAGAAAUCUUUAUUCACUGAGCUGCAUACAGCUUUAUACCAAAUAGCCGAAACAAAAGAGAGUCGAAUGGAGGAAAGCCAAAAAAUUCAAAAUUGAAACUCAUCGAAAUCUAAUUUUGCUGAGUUGAACUGAGAGAAGACGUCCACAGAGAGAAGGUCCAUCGAAAUAUAUCAUCCAAAAACGUUUUUGUUGUUAAAAAUUGGAAGUUACGGAAGUUUGAAACGUUGAAAAUUUAGACAUCGACCGAUAGGAAGUGAUUUUAAAUCAAAAUGGUCGAGAGAAUUUUGGAGGAAUCGGAAAGUUUAGAGACAGUAUCGAGUGGCGAUAGCGGCCAUCAUCAUGACGGUGGCGAAGGGAGCGGCGGCGACAGCGGCGAUCAGAUGGACGCCGACAGCCGGGCACGUGAGCUGGCCCGUCGCAAAGAGGAGGCGAAGCGUCGCCGUCGCAAGAAGAAGCGCACCGGCUCCUCUCUGGUAUCAUCUUGUUUUCAAGAUUUGUACAAAUUGACCGGUGAGGUGUUGGGCGAAGGAGCAUACGCCAGCGUUCAGACGUGCGUGAACAUCUUCACCGAUCAGGAGUUUGCCGUCAAGAUGAUCGAGAAGGUCCCGGGGCAUGCACGAGCGCGGGUUUUCCGUGAGGUGGAGACUUUCCACCAUUGCCAAGGGCACCCCAACAUCAUUCAACUCGUGGAGUUCUUCGAGGACGACGAAAAGUUUUAUUUGGUUUUCGAGAAAAUCAAUGGCGGACAGCUGCUACGACGCAUCCAAGAGCACAAGUAUUUCAGCGAGGCGGCAGCGGCGGAGAUUGUACGCGAGGUUGCGUCUGCGUUGAGUUUCAUGCACGCGAAAGGCAUUGCGCAUCGCGAUCUCAAACCUGAGAACAUCCUCUGCGUGGACGCGGAAGAUCUUUUCCCGGUGAAGAUCUGCGACCUUGAUCUUGGUUCCGGCAUCCGCUUCCAGGCGUCCGUCUCCAGCCCACUGGCGACGCCGCAAUUGCUCACACCCGUCGGCAGCGCUGAGUUUAUGGCGCCCGAAGUGGUCGAGGCGUUUAUCGGUGACAAUGACGCUGUUGCGUAUGACAAGCGAUGCGAUCUUUGGUCGCUGGGUGUGAUCAUGUACAUCCUGCUCUGUGGUUACCCACCGUUUUAUGGCAAGUGUGGGGGCGAUUGUGGCUGGGAGCGUGGUGACAACUGCUCCGCUUGUCAACACCUCCUCUUCCAGAGCAUCCAGGAGGGCGAAUACGAGUUCCCCGAGGCUGAGUGGGGUCAUAUCUCCGACGAUGCUAAGCAGCUCAUCCGCUCGCUGUUAGUAAAGAAGGCGCGAGCCCGGCUAAGUGCUGCUGAUGUCUUGCGGCAUCCCUGGUUGCGGUACGCCAGUGAUGAUCAGGCGCUUCCAACGCCCGCCGUCAUCAAGCGCAACGACUCGGCGCGCGAACUAUCGCAGUUUGCCGAGAGUGCCAACAACGCGCACCGCGUUUACCAUCAGCACUUCAGCAUGCAACUGGACUACCUCGAGAAGCCGAAUCUGUACCGCGCACCGCCGCACGGCCUCAGUCCGCCGUCAGAGAGUCUUCUCAUGCAGCGACGCCUCAAGUGCAAGUCGUUGAUUCCGCUUGCCUCGCCGCCGGCGAUUCCCAGCCCGAGCGGUUGAUCGAGUCGCCGUUGCCGCGCCACCUCCGCCGACCUACUCUUCUUUACCUCACAGCCGAAAACCACAUUAAAGAAGAUUACUAUUACUAAACGAACGGUUUCCGACUAUUUUUUGCGUACGAUAGAAUUUGAAAUUUCAGUUACCCAGGCUCUGCGGCGUUGUGCGCGCGCCCGGAGCACGGCAGAAAAAAAGCACGACGCUGCGGAAUUUGCGAUUUCGUCGGCCGAUUCCCAGUGCACGUUGGGGAACGAUUCAUUUCUGACUUUUUGUACUUUUUUUCUCUUAUUAUUACUAUUAAGUGUUGAUACGACGCGCGGAUUUGCAACCCAUUCGUGUCACAAUCACAAAACGCAAACAAGUUUCAAGUGCUGGUGCGUUGCAACAAAUAUGAUCCUUCCAAAAAAUAAUGUUAUUGGACGCAAGUGUCAGUGCCAAACAUGCAAUCAGGAAUCGUGAAGUCACAAAUCAUGGGCAAUCGUACAUUUUUGAUUCUUGCUUGUGUUGCUUCCGAACGAUUCAAACCAUAAACCAUACCAUGCCAUACCAUGUGAACGCAAAAUGGCUGCCCGUCGUUUGUCCAUACCAUGUAAGCACAGACAGGCUGCGUUUGUUUUCAUGCAUGCGCGAAUUGUUGCGAAUCCACGCGUGCGUCUUUGAAGAUGAUGUUGAGGAAGGCGUCGAAGGCCUAGAGAGAUCGCUUGUAUUUUAAUACUUUCGUAUGAUGUGUAGCAGAGUCUACAAAUGUGAUAAAAAACAAAAAACUAUUACUAAGAGCUAGGAUAGAUCGUACCUGCUUUAGUUGAAGAUAUUGUAAAAUAUUUGGCCGCGCGCCGGCCGCGAACUGACAGUCCAUCAAGAGUCCUAUAUACGUUUGGAUAUUUUUUUAAGAUUUUGUAAUGCUCAAAGGGUGCAUAGGAGGGGGACGAGAACGAGUAAUAUGUAAAAAUGUUAUACUAGAGCUGUAGGAGCAGGUAGUGAUGUGUUAAGUCGAAGCAGGUGGUGAGAGGAAGGUGUGUAUCACGGGUUUCCAUGUGGAAACGAACAUGUUAAUUGAGAGCUGUGUUAACCCGACAAGCGAACCGAUCGAAUGAGGAUCAUAAACGGUUCGCGGCGAUGUGAUUAAUAACAGUGAUGAUGAUCAAUGAUUGAUAAUGAUGGCGGAAUCGAUGAUUGUGAGAAGGAGUUUGUGCGCUGUGUCCCCGUUCUUGAUUUAUAUAUAACAUCGAUGAAUCGAUGAGUUACAAAAAAAAGCAACAAAACGAAUAAGAAAGUUUCCAAAAAAGAGAUGAUUACUGAAAAAUAGAAAAAGGCAAAAACACUAAAAAUUUAAAUGAUUGAAUGAAUGAAAGGAGCAAAUUGUGAACGUGUGAUUGCGUGUGAUAGCAUUUACUACUGUAAAACUGUAACCUAAGCAGUACAAACACAGACUCUGUUGUUGAAUAUUCAUUUUUCAUUCAUGAUUCAUACGAGUGAAUGAACGAAUCGCAGGAUCAUGCAUCAUGAUGACAUUGUAAAAAUCAAUAUCAUAGCGCCAGAGCUGUGAGUGCCAUCUUAAUUAUUAUUAUGUUUUUUUUUUGUUUAUUCGCUGAUGAGGCGCUAUUCUUGCGCUUUGCAGUCGAAUCGGAAUAUCUGUUUUAUUUGACAUUUUUGUUUGUAACCUAAUCUAUCAACUCGAUGCAGAAGGCAAUGAUGAUAAUGAUAUGAAGAUGAUAGAAGCGGAUUGAUUGAAUUGAUUGUACCAAGUGUGCUUUAUUUCGUACGAAAAUAAAGACCUGAUUUUUAUAUAUGAAAAAAGAAAAAUUACAAUGAAGAUGAAAUGUUCAAUAAUAAAGAUAUAUUACCAAAAACAAAUGGAUAACUGAGAAUUGUAAACUGAAAACAAUCGAACGAAUGUCGAUGGCGUGUUGAUUUAGGGUUGAUCGUAAUCGAUGCUAUUACGAUCGAUUUGUAUUGUGGAGGCGGGUGAGAAUGUGAUGAUAUGACGUAGAGAGGUCGAAAGCAAAGCUAAUCAUGCAGCAGGAGGAAUUUGAAAUUACGCGAUGGUGGCUUUCGAGGUGUGAACAUUACCAUCCAAUUUUUUCUCUGCAAUUAUGUUGUUACUAUAAUAUAUUUUAUAUAAAUUUCAUUUAUAUUUCAAUAAAAAUGGUAGCAAUAUAAUAUCGA
Messenger RNA from Dalotia coriaria, 4473 nucleotides. It is a transcript of the gene Lk6, whose product is annotated as Lk6 kinase. The transcript is spliced from 4 exons. NCBI's taxonomy places the organism in Eukaryota, Metazoa, Arthropoda, Insecta, Coleoptera, Staphylinidae. Gene Ontology annotation, biological process: peptidyl-serine phosphorylation; intracellular signal transduction; protein autophosphorylation. Gene Ontology annotation, cellular component: nucleus; cytoplasm. Gene Ontology annotation, molecular function: calcium-dependent protein serine/threonine kinase activity; calmodulin binding; ATP binding. The record is from RefSeq and is a predicted model, not a curated record. Bases 931 to 2310 code for a protein of 459 amino acids.